This is a messenger RNA of Triticum dicoccoides, 764 nucleotides long. RefSeq names its product vegetative cell wall protein gp1-like. The transcript has a single exon. Bases 63 to 542 code for a protein of 159 amino acids. Lineage: Eukaryota; Viridiplantae; Streptophyta; Magnoliopsida; Poales; Poaceae. The record is from RefSeq and is a predicted model, not a curated record.
GAGACAUCUCAUAGUCCCUUCGCAGUAAACCAUCUGAGAGAAACUCUAGCUAGGAGCUAGGCAUGGCCUCCACCACGAGCUUCCUAGCCAUGAUCAUGGCGUGCACGCUCCUCGCCAGCACGACGUGCCAUGCCGCUCGCCACUUGGCCGACACCACCCCGGCGGCUGCCCCACCCGCUGCCGCUGCUGUCCCUGGCCUCCCGGCCGUGCCGACCAUGCCGACGCUGCCACCGAUGCCGGCUGUGCCGACGGUGUCGUCCUUGACCGUGCCACCUAUGCCGGCUGUGCCACCCGUGCCGCAGGUGACACUGCCGCCCAUGCCCGCUGUUCCUGCGGUGCCGAAGGUGACGAUGCCCCCAAUGCCCGCCAUCGUCGUGCCUAAGGUGACCAUGGCACCGAUGCCCGCCGUCGUUGUGCCUAAGGUGACGAUGCCGCCGAUGCCCGCCAUUCCUUCUAUGCCCAAGAUGACGCUGCCGCCGAUGCCUUCUAUCCCCACUGUCAACGUGCCUAUGCCGUUCUUGGCGCCGCCUCCAUCAACUUAGGAGUGCCACGUGCAUGGUGACGCGUGCACCAGGUCGACGGUCACACGCUCCCAUGUUCCAGUGGCUACAUCACUUUGUUGCUCAUGUGAAGUAUUUGCUUUCAUGUUGUUUGCUUUACAUUUUAAUUCAGUUGUUAGUUAUUGUUUGUUGAUAUUAAAGGGGUGUUCUUGUCCUAGUAUAUAUGCGGCAUUUUAAUUUAUUUACAUGUUAUUUAUACCUUUA